Messenger RNA from Cryptotermes secundus, 2526 nucleotides. RefSeq lists its product as uncharacterized. Lineage: Eukaryota; Metazoa; Arthropoda; Insecta; Blattodea; Kalotermitidae. The coding region runs from base 473 to 1741 and encodes 422 amino acids. The transcript has 6 exons. The record is from RefSeq and is a predicted model, not a curated record.
GUAGUUACGAAAGCAAGCAGACAGCAGCACAACGUGUGAGAUACAGAGGUCAAAAUGGUCAACAGGGAAACGCUCUGUUUUGAGAAAUAUUGAGUGAGCUUAAAAGAAGUUUUAAUAAAAUUUUAGUCAGCAGAAUAUUAGGUGAGCAAGAAGCAAUGUGAUAGUAUUUGGGGGGGGGGACAAACGGAAAUGAUAUACGAUUAAAACAAAUUCAUGGAAUAACAUUUCAAGAUCUUUAUAGAUUCUAACAAAAUCUCGAAAUAUAAUUAUCAUAACAGUGAUUUAUAGAAGAGUGGUGAAGCAGAGUUCAAGCUUAUAAACUAUAACUGUGAAAUGGCUUUUUGUAUCAGUUAAAGAUUUUAGCUGCCUGAUGUCAGAUUAGGCCUAGAAUGUGCACAGAAACUAGAUGCUACGUAAGCUGUUGGAGUGACUGUGUAUGAACUGUUGAGGACGACGAGUGAUCCUGGAUAUUAUGGAAUGGUGUCCCUCGGAAACAGUCGGCCUGAGGGGACACUGCUACAGUCAGAAUGCUGCUGUGAAUUUGAGCUGGAAGGAAGCAACUGCCGCCUGCAAGGAGACGGGAGGUGCGUUGGCCGGCUUUCCUCUAGGGAGAUUCCGAUAUAAUCUCCCGAACUUCGAAGAUGGUCAGUUCUGGGUCGGUGUAAUAGAUGAUGGAAUACCACGGCCAUCUUGUAAGAAAUCAGCUCAGAGAGGGGAAGAGCUGUCCCCAGAGUGCCUCAACAUUGAUAAAGGCUGCCCUCAGAUGAUAAUCUCCAGCUCAAGAGACGUCGUGGUUCUGCGUUCUCCUUGUGACGUGCAAGUUGGCUACAUCUGCCAUCGAGGCCCAAUGACAGUGGUUCCAGAUUUCUGCCAGGUGCAAGGCCUUCUCAUUACGUUCCUGUCUACUCUGGUUUUAUGUUACCUCGUCCUCAUCAGCACCGAAAGAUUUGUGCAGUACACGAGGCCCGAGGAGCAUGACCUAACUUUCUCCUGGCUUAACACGUACGUGAUCCAGACGGGUGUGAUAUUCUUGCUCAUCACUGACGCCACGGGUCCUCUGUACGGCAACGGCCAGUACAUAUUCUCCUCAGAUUAUGGGAUAUUUGUAUUUGGUGACGUUGCAGAAAGCGGGCUGUGCAUCCUGGAUCCAGGGUCGCGGUAUGUGAAGGGCUACAUCAGUGUUUCCCUGACGCUCUAUUACUUGGUGCCUCUACUGGCCACGGUGUUCAGCCACGUCCUCAUUCUUCUGCAGAAACACUCCUGCCACGAAGAGGAUGAAUAUCCCUUUCCAUCCAGAGUUAUUCCAACCGGACGGCGUGGUCAAGUGCUCCUGUUCUUCAGCUGCGUUCUUCCCUUCCUGGGACGCCUCCCUUCCGUUCUCGCUGUCAUCAUUUGCUCAUCGAAGCUGAGCUCCAGUGAACCCUCUAAACUGGAACUUGAUGCUGAUAAUAUAGAACAUAUGUGCCGAGAAGGAAAACUGGACUUCUUCCUUGUGUGGAUCGAGAUCUUUUCUAUCUCAUGCAUCCUUCCCCUCUUACUGCUUACGGGGUCCUCAAACCUGAGGAAGCACGUAAGAGCUUAUUUUGACAAAAAGGUAACGCAAUGUAUAAACAUGUGGGUGCAGUCUAGGGACGCCUUGGAAUCUCCAAUAGAACUGUGUGUACCUGGUAAUCCCAGUCCUGCGAAUAUACGCAGAAUAAGAAAUCGGCCACCAGAAGAUGAAAUAAUUGAAGUCGUUUAACUGACUGGAAACAAGAAACUGCUUUGGGGACUGGUGAUGUAAGUCUCCACACUUCCAUAUAAGAGACUGUUGUACAAAUCGUGGUUAUUUUGCUGUGUUCCACGAAAUAUGCAAAUGUAUUCUGUCGAAGUUUAGCUUGGCUGAAUGCUUGAGGGACUGAGCAUUUGGGAUGUAGUGACUGCAUCACCGUAUUGCAGUAAAUGGAAUGUAGAAACGCCUUUGCCCCUGAAGCAGAGAUCUUCACUUAACUUUCCUAGUUGCAGAAAUUGAUUUUGUCUGUCAGGCGUGUUGUUAACCUCCAUUUUGAAUAUUUUCCGCGCGAUGCCGACUGACAUCGAGCAGGCCUGGGGUCGAAAUGACGUGAUAAAAGAAUUAGGGUGGUUAAGUGCAUUCUGAAAAAUAUUAAUCCAUAAAUUAUGUAAAAACAAAAAAGUUGGUAUCACUAAAUGAGACUUGAAGCGUUCACGCAUGUCUGUAUUCAGUAAAGACACACCAGGGUUAGCAAUCUGACAGAAAUAUAAACAUUUAAUUCUUUGACUCCAUAAGAGGAGGGAGAUUUUGCUUCGAAACAUCGUUAAUUUCUAUAUAUCAAAACGGUGCUCUACCCAGGAAACUCGAAGUGAAUAUUAAGUUCUAAAAGGAUUUUAAGUAUGAGAUUGUUCAUUGUCGAAAUGUUAUGAACUCUGAAAAGUAAUAUGCAUGAUAAACGAAAUUUACGUAUGCGUUGAUACAGCAAGUCGGGUAAUGCUUGCUACCAUUCAGUCCAGAACCUUUUGUCUUCUCGU